Molecule: messenger RNA, 1529 nt
Organism: Toxotes jaculatrix (banded archerfish)
Lineage: Eukaryota; Metazoa; Chordata; Actinopteri; Toxotidae
Product: putative protein MSS51 homolog, mitochondrial
Exons: 7
Coding region: 164-1462 (432 amino acids)
Source: RefSeq, a predicted model, not a curated record
AAGUUUUCAAGACACCAGCAGAGACACCAUGAAGGCUCCAUGAAGUGUUCUCGUCCAGCAUAAGGAGCUGUCAAUCACUUUCUUCUGUCCUGAACCAGGAAAACUCAUCAUCUAGAAGCCACUCUGCUCGCCUGGAACCAAAGUUGAAAUCCAAGGCCACAACAUGGCUUCCCAAAUCCCAGCGCUCCCUCAGUCCUACGCUCCCGGGACUGAUAGUGUCUUUUCUGACCAGUCUGGCUUUUACUCUCUGGACUCCAACGUACCUGGGCUCUCUAAGGUGAUCCUCAACAAGCUCAACAUGAAGGACUACGGAGAGUACAGGGCUGCUGUUGAGGGAAAGACUAGAGGAGUCUCAUUUCGCAACUACAAGGAGAUGUUCCAGAAGAUGGAGGACACCUUUAAGUUCUGCACUGGCUGCAACAAACUGUCAGAGCAUCUCACCGAGGGACAGACCCUGAAACGCUGUGUGAAGUGUUUGAAUGUGUAUUACUGCACCAAGGACUGUCAGAGAAAAGACUGGCCUCAGCAUAAAAAGGUCUGCAAGAUGCUGCGUCUGGUGGCCAUUGACAGACUAGUGGAAUGGCUGAUGUUCACUGGAGACCUCCCGUUCCCCACGGAGAAGUGGUCCAAGUCACCUGCUGAGGUGAAGAACUGGGACGACUGGCUCCCCAUGCAGGACGGUCUCACGUCACAUCUUGACGCCAUUUUGUCUGGUACCAACAUGACAAACCUUUGGAAAAACGCCAGCAGGCCACGACCAGACGAUUCUGACCUGCGUCAGUCUUUAUGGCGGAUUCAGAGUGAGUUCCUUUCUCGAGUUCUCACAGUUGGAAUGGCCAUUCAACAGUUUGGCCUGGAUCCAUGCGCUAAACCCCUCACUAUUCACCUGGCGGGGGCAUCCCACAAUGAGACCAUGGGAGCCAGACUGACUGACUAUGAUGAGCUGAACCACAUGUUCCCUGGACACCAGGGCAUUGAGGUGGUCAUGGUUGGACCAGAAGUGGUGGAUGGCCCCAUUAUGAGGCUUCCUCUCAGAGCAUUUGGCCCCAAGCAGAGAGUCUACCUCAGUGCCCACAAGGGCCUCUACCAUCAGUUCUGGGAGGAGCUGGUGGAGAAAGAGGAAGCAGCCAAGCCAGACCUGGUGGUUGGAUUUCAUCCUGGGUUCCACGCCAACCAGGGCCUGGUUGAAGGUUGGCUGCCCACCCUUCUGCUGCUCAGAGACUACAACAUCCCUUCCUUCUUCACCAUGUACAGUGAGAUGGAGCUCAAGUACUCACUGCAGAUCUUGCUGGAGUUGGAGAUGCACAUCAGGGACAGUGGGUCCAAUCCAUUCACCUCACAGAAACCAGAGCAGGUCCAGGCCUGUCCCAACAAAACCCCAGUCUACUGCAACUCUCACUACAUCUGUUUCCAGGGACUGCUGCCACGAGAAGACUUUGAGGAGCCAGGUCCAGACAAUUAAGAGGCCACCAUAAAGAAAAUCAGGGCCUGUUUUUUUGGGGGGUCUCCUCUUUAAAGGAUUUUGGGAA